AUGUCUGAGGAGCUUGGAUGUGCACAGAACCCAGACAGAACACUCAAGGAUGCUAGUGAAAUUGUUUUCACUUAUUCUAGAGAAGCUUCCCCUGUCAAUCUCUCAGCUCUGCUUCCAGAUAUCCAUGCUUCCACUGGUAUUCAUCCACAAACGAGUACAGUCAAUGAUACAUCUCUACCAAAGGAUCCUGCACAUAGUAAAGCACCAAAGUUGAAGCAUCAAAAGCCCCAGAAAUUGGGCAAGCAAUCCAGUACAGCAGCUGUAAAGACUCAGCAGUGUGUUGCAUACACCUAUGGAGAUAAACUAGAGAUCUUAGACUUUGCAGAGGGGCCUGGAAAAUCCUUAUCUCAAGAGAAAAUUGCUGAGCACUUCAGAGACUGCUUUCCUAAGCUGCACCAGUCUUCUGUGCAUGCUAUCAUUCAAAAUGCAACACAUAUUUGA
This is a messenger RNA of Fomitiporia mediterranea MF3/22, 441 nucleotides long. RefSeq lists its product as uncharacterized. The record is from RefSeq and is a predicted model, not a curated record. Bases 1 to 441 code for a protein of 146 amino acids. The transcript has a single exon. NCBI's taxonomy places the organism in Eukaryota, Fungi, Basidiomycota, Agaricomycetes, Hymenochaetales, Hymenochaetaceae.